This is a messenger RNA of Helianthus annuus (common sunflower), 458 nucleotides long. RefSeq lists its product as uncharacterized. The transcript is spliced from 3 exons. Bases 15 to 458 code for a protein of 147 amino acids. The record is from RefSeq and is a predicted model, not a curated record. Lineage: Eukaryota; Viridiplantae; Streptophyta; Magnoliopsida; Asterales; Asteraceae.
AAUGUAAAGCAGUUAUGUUGGUGUCCGAUGAGUCUCUUAUCGCUCAUCGUACACGUUCAAAGUUUAGAAACAAAAAUGAAUCUGUGGUUGUUGAUAAGUUUAUGGCUGCUGAAACCACAUCUGUUAGCCGUAAACGUUCUACAUUGAAAAGGUCGAAAACAAUUUCAAUCAUUGAGUUCACCAAAGUCGCCGAGAACAGAAUGCGUUUACCGUCUGCUAUUUCCGAUGAGUUGUCUCUUUCUUUUCACAACCUCCGUGAUGUUUCAAUCCAAAACAUUAGAUGUGAGGUAACAAACAUGAAGAUGAUAGCGGAAAAGAAUGGAGAUGGUUACAGAGAUGUUGAGGUUGAUUUAACUCUUUGGGAUGAUUAUGCGAAGGACAUGUGUUCGUACAUGCUUAGUCAAGAUCUUGAAGCCCAUGUUGUCAAAUCUGUUCAUUUUGGUGCUGUUAAAACCUAA